Diutina rugosa is the source of this 285-nucleotide messenger RNA. RefSeq lists its product as uncharacterized. NCBI's taxonomy places the organism in Eukaryota, Fungi, Ascomycota, Pichiomycetes, Serinales, Debaryomycetaceae. The coding region runs from base 1 to 285 and encodes 94 amino acids. The transcript has a single exon. The record is from RefSeq and is a predicted model, not a curated record.
AUGAAUGAUGAUGCUAGUGUUCCGGCGACAGGCACUGCGAUCCAAAACCCUUUGAUGGUGGACAUAAUAUCUGGGUUUGUGUCACGUCCUUCCGAAAUAGUUGGGUUUGACACUGGUUACAAUUCAAACUAUCGCUACAAUCACACAUCCCAUUCCUACAUCAAUGCCUCGGUGAAUCCUAAUCAACCAAUACUUUACGAUCUGUCUACCACUGCAUUUAACAUGGCUUACUGUCAUGGACCCGGAGGCAUUGUCGGGCUUCUAUUGGUGGGCCUUCUACUAUAG